AUGGCGGCGUGGUGGUAUUUUGUACCUCGCCACGGCGACGCCAUGCCGCCGAAAACUAUGGCGUCCGCCACAGAAGGAUGGCGUCGCUAUGGCGUCGUUAUGGCGUCCGGUAGCGUCACGUUGCUUAUGGCGGACGUCGUAAAUCGAAAGGAGAGGAUAAGAUAUUUAGAAGAGUCAAGUCCAGAACAGAACACCUUCUCGGCCCGGUGCUCCUCUGCGCCGCAUCCUCCUCCGGCGCCGCUUCCUCCUCCGCCGGGGCGCAGCGGCCAGGAUUUUCCUCCUCCGCCGGGGCGCAGCGGCCAGGAUCUUCUUCCUCCGCCGGGCUGCUGCAGUGCUGCACUUCCUCCUCCGCCGGACCGCUGCACUUCCUCCUCCGCCGGGCCGCCGCAGUGCUGCACAUCCCUCUCUGCUCCCGUGCGCCGUGCUCCCCGAGACAUAAUGGAGCACCUGAACAUAGCUACUCAAGGGAAAAGUGCGGAGGCCUCGGACGCCGCAUCAAAUUAUGAUCCAAAGACUGAUCCAAAGCGCAAGCCAGGAAGGUCAAAUGAUCCUGGAUGGAAAUAUGCAUUUUGGCCGACUAUUGGUAAUAGAGAUCUCUUGCAGUGUUGCUUGUGUGAUAGAACUGUAACUGGAGGAAUUACAAGGCUCAAGGAGCAUCUUGUGGGUGGUUAUGGAGAUAUUCUGAAGUGUGCCAAAACCAGACCAGCUAUUGCUCAGGAGAUGCAAGCUGCUUUGAAGGGCAAGAAGAGACCACUUCUGCUUAAUGAUGAUGGAGAGCUUCAAGGAGAAGAUGAUGAUGUGCUUGAUGCGACAGAGGAGUCCCAAGAUGCUUCUAGAAGCAUUAUGCAUCCUAGUUCAGGGACUGCUGCUAAAAGGAAACAAUCUAGCUUUUUGAAGUUCAGAGCACCAAAAGAGCCCGACACAAAGUCAGUCGGUUCAAUGCUUAGGAGAACUCCAAAAGAGGUUGUAGAAGAAAGACAUUCGAAGGGUCCUUCUCAGAUCAGUAUCCAAGCUAGCAUGAGGACAAAAGAAGAAAGAGAAGCUGUCAACUUGGAGUGGGCCAGGUUCUUUUAUGAGUGUGGCAUACCAUUCAAUGCCGCAAAUUCUAGGCAAUUUGAGAUUGCUAUAGAGGCCACUGCACAAUAUGGUUCUGGGUACAAGCCUCCCACCUACCAUGAGCUUAGGGAGCCAUUACUCGAGAAGGUUGUUAAGGAAAUAUAUGAUUUGAGGAAGAGGCAUGAGGAUGCCUGGAAGCAAUAUGGUUGCACAUUAAUGUCAGAUGGAUGGACGGAUAGGAGAGGGCACCAUUUGAUCAACUUCCUAGUCAAUAGUCCGGAGGGGACUUUCUUCUUAGAGUCGAUUGAUGCAUCAAGUGAAGUUCAUGAUCAAGUGAUGCUAGCUGAUUUGUUAGAGAAGAGAAUAAGCGACAUUGGCGUUGAUAAAGUUGUGCAAGUUGUCACUGACAAUGGGGCUAACUAUAAGGUAGCGGGAAAGCUUCUCAUGGAGAGGUUUCCUACGCUUUUUUGGACACCUUGUGCUGCACAUUGCUUGGAUCUUAUGUUGGAAGAUGUUGGAAAGUUGAAGGCAUUCAAGAAGCCUAUCUCACGUGCCCGUCAUGUCACUACUUUCAUCUAUAGGCAUGGAAGACUUCUUAGUGCAAUGAGGGAGAAGAUAGGUGGUAGGGAUCUUGUGAGACCAGCAGCAACUCGGUUUGUUACCACAUUUCUCACCUUACAAAGUUUGCACAAGCAUAGAGAUGCAUUGAGAUAUCUGUUUACCUCUAAUGAUUGGACGAGUUGCAAACUAGCAAAGACAGAGGCCGGGAAAAAAGUAUAUGAUAUUGUGCUUUCUAGGGAAUUUUGGAAUUCUGUUGAGGAUUGCCUUAGAGCUUCUCUACCACUUAUCAUUGUGUUGAGGGUGGUUGAUGGUGAUGAGAGGCCUGCCAUGCCAGAGGUUGCUUCUCUCAUGAAUCAUGCAAAAGAGAGGAUAAAUGCCGCCUUCUGUACUGAAAACAAGAGAAGCUUGCUCAAUAAUAUCUUACAAAUUAUUGAGGGUCAUUGGGAUAGGCAAAUGGACACCCCGCUCUAUGGUGCUGCUCUCUUUUUGAACCCAGGAAAAUUCUAUGCCAUCCAAAAAGAGAAUGAUGAAUAUGUUGGGCACCUAAGGGGUUGUUUCAAUGAUGUGCUUGCACGAAUGGUGGAAGAUGAGACCCUUUGA
Molecule: messenger RNA, 2217 nt
Organism: Phragmites australis (common reed)
Lineage: Eukaryota; Viridiplantae; Streptophyta; Magnoliopsida; Poales; Poaceae
Exons: 4
Coding region: 1-2217 (738 amino acids)
Source: RefSeq, a predicted model, not a curated record